AUGAAGUUCAGCACUCUCGCCUCCUCUGUCCUGUGCCUGAUGGCCUCCCAGCUUGUCGCUGCGGAAACCGACACCACCAGUACUUCGACGGUGACCAACUAUGUCACCGCGACGCUGGUCCACGUCGACACCGUGACCUCCCCUAGCAGCGUGGCGCCUUCGACUUCCUCGGUGUUCGUCACUCCGAGCAGCCACGCGGUCUCGAGCAGCCGGGUCGCCAGCAGCUCUGCCGCCGCCAGCUCCUCUGCGCCUGCCUCCUCGUCGUUCGCCUCCGUCACCGUGACUUCCAGCAUCCCCGCCGGCACCUCGGUUGCUGCUGCUACUUCCCCUGCCGUUGGCACUUCCGGAGCCGACGGCAUGGUCGCCAAGAUGCCUGCUGUUCUGGUUGCGGGAUCUAUGGCGCUGAUCCUGGGCGCGCUCUAA
This is a messenger RNA of Aspergillus luchuensis, 423 nucleotides long. RefSeq lists its product as uncharacterized. The transcript has a single exon. NCBI's taxonomy places the organism in Eukaryota, Fungi, Ascomycota, Eurotiomycetes, Eurotiales, Aspergillaceae. The coding region runs from base 1 to 423 and encodes 140 amino acids. The record is from RefSeq and is a predicted model, not a curated record.